GUGCAGUCUGUCCCUUCACUUGAAGGUCUGCUAAUAAUACAAUGAUUGCCACUUUAGCUGUGGAUCUCCAGUGUUGUCAUUCAAGAAGCUGGAACUCCAAUACAGGCUGGCAUUAGCCAUUACUAUUGUUGUCUUAAUGCCUCCUUCAAUUAUCCACUAUCAGGCUUUUUGAGCAACUACUGUCAGAACCUCCCCCGCUGGUUUUUCACCAAUCUUGUCCCUGAUUAUCUGGAUCAAUGGGCAUUAAAGGACCCCGGCACAGACAAACAGAAGUAGUUUGAGGGUGGGAAAAGGGGUCUACUUUCAGACAAUCCAGAAAUCCCUGUAACUAUCUGUGUGCCAGGGACAAACGGAAUGGCUAUUCAGUCGUCACUCCCGCCACACACAGUGUUUAUUUAGCCACAGCUCAAACCAGACACUUCUAAUCUAUUUUCCUUUUCCCUGCAAACCCCAAAAAUUAUUUCUCUCAAUCUACAUCUGUCCUUUCCAAUCCCUACAUGCAUACGCUUCCACACGAGUAGAAAGUGGUGCUAAAACCUGUUAAUUGUUGAGUUGGCUCACUUAAAACAACAGAUCAUUCAUAUUGAUUAAUAGUGCAGUUAAAAGUGCUGUUUCCUUUGGUUGGGGUGAUUUGAUUGCUAAAAAGAUGCUAAAAUGCUUUGUUAGCUGACAUUUCAUUGUUGUUAGGUUUUUGUUAUGGAAUCAUAAUGUAGGGAAAACGAGCAAUUUUUAUCUGCAAUUCAAGACAAGACACUCCACUUCAUCUAAAUACUGCCUUUCAGGUACAACUCAGGCUGUAAAGACAUCCGAAUUGCUCAACCCCUAAUCCUGCCUCCUAAUUUAGUGUUUGAACAGGUGCAGAUGAAAGGGCCACACAGGUGAUGGAUUUGCAGUCCUCACAGCACGUAUAGGAAUGACCAUCCUGUGACUCACCUCAGCUCUGACCAGCUGCCUCUUGCAGAGAUCCCAGGCUGAUCAAAGCCACCUCAGCCCGCCAGCUCUGUGGUGACAACACUGACAGCUGAGUGUUUUCACCACCGUUUGAGCUGAUGAGCAGUUAGAAAGAUAUGUUGUUAGGUGAUGUGUAACUUUGGAUUAAUUGACACACCUGGGUUUAAUUCUCACAGACAGUGCUGGAGAUCAUCUCAUCAGAGAGCCAUCACCACUAAGCUACAGCUGUCUUGCUUUAAAAAAAAAAAAGUGUUAAUAAUCUUCGUGCCUUGGCUGUUAAUGUGUUGAUGUGUUAGCUUUGAUCUGAGAUGGAAGAAUCCCAUCAGGGCUUGACUACUGACUACAUACUUUACAGCUGUGGAAGCCAUAAACCUAUAUCUGUUUAGAUGUCAUGUGACUGGGAAGAGACGGGAAGAUGAUUGGUGGGGAAGGGAAGAAAGCUAAGGUGAGCCCACCUCCACCGCUCAAGUCUUACCUUUCCUCUUCAGGCAACACCUUGUACCUGGGCUGAGCACCUCAGCAGCAAACAGCAGCUCUGACAACCAAGUGGAUGCAUCUGCUGGACAAUCGGAGCUCUUUAAUUUUCUCUUCUAUUUUUACCCAGGACCUUGGAAUGCAUUUCUCCUUUCUACCAGCAAACCUCUAGAAAUCAACCAGACCCUUUUCAGUGGACUGACGUUAAAUAUUGGACUUGGACAUGUUUGGCGCAGGGCAGCUGGUAUCCUCUCUCCUUCCUGCAGUUUUCCAUUCACCUGCAGCUCAUUUUUUUCCUGCCUUCCCAGCCAGACUGGGCUCUCAACCUCAGUUCCUGAUCCCGGGGCCUUUUAUCAGCUACGAAUCCCUGAGGAAUUAUCUGCAGCCAGAGCUAUGCAAGGAAGCUUUGCUCCUGGCCACACAGGCGGUCGGGAUUGGGCCACUCACAGAGAGCAUAGAUGAACAGAGGCCAGUGAAGCAGCGUCGUGCACGGGCCAACUACAGCAGCUGGCAGCUGGAGGAGCUGGAGAAGGCAUUCGAGACCACCCACUACCCGGACAUCUUCAUGAGGGAAGCCCUGGCCCUCAGACUGGACCUUAUUGAGGCCAGAGUCCAGGUUUGGUUUCAAAACCGCCGUGCAAAAAUGAGGCGGCAACUGAAACUCCAGGGCCAAUGUCCAGGGCCUUAUGUGAAAAGGGACAACGAUGAAACAUCUGCAAAAGCGAGCAAGAGUUUAAAACACACAGAGACUUUGGACGGUGAGCACUGGGAGAAACAACAGGAAGCCGAAGGUUAUCCAUGGACAACCCAGAAGUUGGGGAAGUGGGAGAGGCCGGAGGGGCUGAGCUCAGAGGAGCUCCGCUCCUGCAGCAUUGCUAAGCUGCGGGCCAAAGCCAGAGAGCACGAGGCUGAGAUCCACAGCAAUGUAAGCAUGUCAGGAGGCACCAAACAGUCACAAACACAGGAAACUGAUUCCACGCACAAUGACUGAUCAUUUUCAAUCUUCCUGUUUAUAAAUGAGUUGGAACUUUUGGGGGAAGUGGAACUUAAAUAUUUAGCCGUCAUUAGCUGAAUAUAUGUAUGUCUAUAUAUUCUGUAAGAUUUUAUAUUGAAAAAUAAAUUUUACAUAAUGUCAAAGUUUAAGGUUUUGGCUUUACCGUGAAUUACAACUGACUUUCUUUAUGUUUUCUUGAGCACAUAUACAUAUAUGUAUAUAUAUAUAUAUUUUUUUUUGGGGGGGGGGGUUAAUGAAAAUGAUCAUUUUAUUAGAGAUGAUCAUGUCUUUUUAUAUGCUGAAUACAGUUUUAGAUACACCUCAAAUGUGUGUAGUGGCAUCCACUCCCAAUGAAUGGUACAUGCUCUAUGGUGGGGCCUCAACAUGUAACAAUGACAAAUGAUAAAUGUGGACGUCUUAUUGUGUCAGCCUAUCAGGGCAAAACUGAAAUGGGAUACACUCAAGUAAUCUGUAAAUGAUUUCAGCACGACAACCAUCCCUGACCUCUUGGGUUACCUCCACACACAGGCAGGAUGUCUACAUGCAGCCACACGUCCUCACAGGAAACAACGCAAAUAGCUAAAAAAUGAAAUCAUGAAGACUAA
This is a messenger RNA of Oreochromis niloticus (Nile tilapia), 3024 nucleotides long. Its product is annotated as visual system homeobox 2. Gene Ontology annotation, biological process: regulation of DNA-templated transcription. The transcript has 4 exons. The coding region runs from base 1649 to 2416 and encodes 255 amino acids. NCBI's taxonomy places the organism in Eukaryota, Metazoa, Chordata, Actinopteri, Cichliformes, Cichlidae. The record is from RefSeq and is a predicted model, not a curated record. Gene Ontology annotation, molecular function: sequence-specific double-stranded DNA binding; DNA-binding transcription factor activity, RNA polymerase II-specific.